Molecule: messenger RNA, 1458 nt
Organism: Merops nubicus (carmine bee-eater)
Lineage: Eukaryota; Metazoa; Chordata; Aves; Coraciiformes; Meropidae
Gene: TXLNA
Product: taxilin alpha
Exons: 10
Molecular function (GO): syntaxin binding
Source: RefSeq, a predicted model, not a curated record
AUGAAGAACCAAGGUGGGGAGACCAAAGCAGCCCCACGGCCUCCCAGCUCUUCCAAAAUGAGCACUGGGUUGGUGCUGGAGGAGGGCGACGCCCCGGAGGCUGCAGCACCCCUGGAAGCCCCUCUGGCACAGGAGGACGCCAAGUGCCCCCGGCCCGCCGUGCGCGACGUCUCCGAGGAGCUGAGCAGGCAGCUGGAGGACAUCCUCAACACCUACUGCGUGGAUGCCAGCCAGGAGGGGCCGGGGGAGGACGUUGGGCAGGGGGAGCCCCCCGAGGCCGAGGACCCCGAGAAGGGUCGGAGCGAGUCCCCCCGGCAGGGCGAGCAGGACACGGGAGGCCCCGAGAUGAACGGGGAGAAGGAGAACGCCAGGGGGGCCGAGGAGGGCGGGGAGCGGGACCAGAAGAAGGCUCAGGAGAAGAAGAAAGCCAAGGGCCUAGGCAAAGAAAUCACUUUGCUGAUGCAGACACUGAACACCCUCAGCACGCCAGAGGAGAAACUCGCCGCGCUCUGCAAGAAAUACGCUGAGCUGCUGGAAGAGCACCGAAACUCCCAGAAACAGAUGAAGAUCUUGCAGAAGAAGCAGACGCAGCUGGUGCAGGAGAAGGACCACCUGCAGAGUGAGCACAGCAAGGCCAUCCUGGCCCGCAGCAAGCUGGAGAGCCUGUGCCGCGAGCUCCAGAGGCACAACCGCACCCUCAAGGAGGAGGGUGUCCAGCGGGCGCGGGAGGAAGAGGAGAAGAGGAAGGAGGUGACCUCCCACUUCCAGGUGACCCUGAACAACAUCCAGCUGCAGAUGGAGCAGCACAACGAGAGGAACUCCAAACUGCGCCAGGAGAACAUGGAGCUGGCAGAGAGGCUCAAGAAGCUCAUCGAGCAGUACGAGCUGCGGGAGGAGCACAUCGAUAAGGUGUUCAAACACAAGGACCUGCAGCAGCAGCUGGUGGAUGCCAAGCUCCAGCAGGCACAGGAGAUGCUGAAGGAGGCAGAGGAGAGACACCAGCGGGAGAAGGACUUUCUGUUGAAGGAAGCUGUGGAGUCGCAGAGGAUGUGUGAGCUGAUGAAGCAGCAGGAGACCCAUCUCAAGCAGCAGCUGGCUCUCUACACAGAGAAGUUUGAAGAAUUCCAGAACACCCUUUCCAAAAGCAGCGAGGUGUUCACGACGUUCAAGCAGGAGAUGGAGAAGAUGACAAAGAAGAUCAAGAAGCUGGAGAAGGAGACCACGAUGUACCGCUCACGCUGGGAGAGCAGCAACAAGGCACUGCUGGAGAUGGCUGAAGAGAAAACCCUUCGGGACAAAGAACUCGAGGGACUUCAGGUGAAAAUCCAGCGCCUGGAGAAGCUAUGCCGAGCCCUGCAGACGGAGCGCAACGACCUCAACAAGAAGGUGCAGGACCUGUGUGCCCACACGCCCCGGGCAGACCCCGACCUGCUGGAGCCCCUGAAGGACCCGGCCCGG